Molecule: messenger RNA, 1605 nt
Organism: Wyeomyia smithii (pitcher-plant mosquito)
Lineage: Eukaryota; Metazoa; Arthropoda; Insecta; Diptera; Culicidae
Exons: 2
Coding region: 333-1001 (222 amino acids)
Source: RefSeq, a predicted model, not a curated record
CAAAACAAAAUCUGGCAGCUCUGAACGAGAAACGUCACAGUGCUGUCAAAGCUGCUGAAAUUGUCUGCCCACGGGAAUCAAAAUCUAAUUAUUAGGUUGGGCAUUUUCGUCUCUUUUUUGUUAUCACAACAAUUUACGGUGGUCAUCCAGAGCUGAUAAGAUAACAGAGGGCGUCGCUCGAGAAAGUUUAACCGGAAAGAAUUUCCUCCUGAUUGGUACUCUAGCAGUGGAAGUUAUGAAUCAGCAGAGUUCGUAAGACGGCAGUGUAUAAAUCAGUCGCAUUUUCAACUAGCUUGCAGCUUCAUACUGUGCACCAGUGGGAAUUGUAGCAUAUGGCAAUGGAACCAGCCGCUGUAAAUCCUGCCGAUUUGGCUUCUCUAAGGGAGCGCAUGAAAAUUAUCGCCGACGCCGAUCCGAAGCAGUAUCAUAACGAAUUUUCUUUGAAACGAUACUUACGGGCGUUUAAAACCGUAGAUGCUGCGUUUCAGGCAAUACUUAAAACCAACAAAUGGCGCGAGGAAUAUGGUGUUGAUAAAUUAGUUAAUGAUCCUGCCAUCGAGGCUAACGCGAAUAAGGCACGAGUUCUGAAGCACCGGGAUUGCAUCGGAAGACCAGUUAUCUACAUUCCAGCCAAGAACCAUUCUUCCGAGCGUGACAUCGAUGAGCUGACAAAGUUUAUCGUGCACUGCCUAGACGAGGCGUGCAAGAGGUGCUUCGAAGAGGUCACCGAUAAUCUUUGCAUCGUUUUCGACCUAGCCAAUUUUAGUACUUCCUGUAUGGACUAUCAGUUAAUUAAAAACAUGAUAUGGUUGCUAAGCAAGCAUUUUCCUGAGCGGCUGGGUGCGUGCCUAAUUUUAAACGCCCCAAUGGUGUUCUCCACUAUUUGGCCUGUAAUUCGGGCUUGGCUUGAUGAGAAUACUUCCAGCAAGGUGUUUUUCAUCUCAGGCGAGGAGGAAUUGUGCAAGUACCUUAUUCCGGACAUUCUACCGACCGAUAUGUAAGAGCUAUGACGAUGUAAAAUGAAAGCUAAUGGGAACACAAGGUAUUGUUCGACUACAGACUAUUUUAAAAGAGAUUAGUAUCACUUGAAACGUAGAAAGUUAGACCAUUGUUUCCUACUACUGACAGUUGCAUUUUGGCACUGAAUCUAAACAUUUGAUGUGAGAGAAUGGUAGUCUCCGGAAAGUACCAGUGUGGUUAGAAUAAGCAAGCCCGGAACAAACGUGUGAGCUUAAUGUGAACGGAUAGAACCUUAUAUAGUGCAAUUAUUCGAAAACUAUUUACACUGUAGUCUCCCUGUCCAAAGUUGAAUUUUUUUAGGAAAACAUCGGUUGCUUUUAUUUAAGACUAGAGCAGAGUUUUUAUCAUCGCCGGGUCAAGUGUCCACUUUUUUUUCAAUCUAACAUUGACUGUAGGUAUCCUACAUUCCAAGUUGAAAUGAGAAAUGUGUAGCCGUACUAAUCCACCGUAGGCACUACGUAAUAAUAUCGAUACUUAAGCUAGUAACAACUGUUACAUGAUUGUAUUAGCGAGCUCUCAAUUGAGUGGUUGUAUGAUAAAGAGUAAAAUGAAUAAACAUGAAUGUAUAUGUUGAUUACUGCAAAA